AACCAUAAUCAAGCCAACAGCAGCAGCAGCAGCGAAGAAAGGUGUCGGACUAGUAGCGCUAGUAGCAGCAGCAGUAGCAGUGCUUGUGUGUAUGUGGUCGAGUUUAGUUGUUUCGCUAUGGCUACAGAGAAGCAGAGCUGUGCGAAAGAAAGUGACGAUCCUGUGGUGGCCGCGAAGGACGAGCCUGUCGAUGAGGAGCUCGACCACCUGCUUGACAGUGCACUGCAGGAUUUUGAGAAGCCUUCUAGUGACUCAGCCAAGGUGCAGCCAAGCUUGGCAGCAGAACCACUGGUGGGCACUGAAAGGCCGCAUCCAUGGACAGCCGAGUUUGGCCAGUUUGCCGACGUGAUGCAAGGUCUGCUGCAGGAGGACCCUCAGCUGCAGGAGCAGUUUAGCCGCAUUGCACAGAGUGCCAACCGGGCUGCAUCUGCUGCUUCAGAUGAGGAGUUUGCUGCUACGCUGAAUGAAACCUUGCGGAACAUCUCAGACACGGCCCUUGCGUUUGGGGACCCUCCGAGUGAGGACGAACUGUCACGCUUGGUUGGCUCGCUGGGCCUUGAGGGAGGUGGCGGAGGGGACGGUCUGGUCACCAUGAUGCAAGGCAUGAUGCAGAACCUGCUCUCCAAAGACCUUCUCUACCCAGCACUGAGGGACAUUGUUGACAAGUACCCUGAUUGGCUGGCUGACAAGCGGCCCUCGCUAGCAGACGAGGAGUACGAGAGGUACAAUCGGCAGUUUGGUCUCAUGCGGCAAGUGUGCGAGGAAUUUGAAGCCGAGGGUUCCUCGGAUGGGGCCGAGGUCAAGCAGGCACGCUUUGAGCGUGUGCUCAGCCUCAUGCAGAAGAUGCAAGAGUGUGGGCAUCCACCUAAAGACCUGGUCGAAAUUGGACCCGACAUUGGCCUGGAUGGACGUGCCCCAGGGAUGCCCGAGCAGUGUGCGGUCAUGUGACUUACUUUCAUCCGGCGAGCGGCAGUUUGUGCAAUAUUCAUAUUCUCGGAGAAAUCUUUGUUGCGAUGCACAAUUAAUUACUAGCUGGUGGUUACUUAUGUUCACAAAUUUUAAAUACCACUAGUAGUAAUGCGACACCCACAUUCGGUGGCUGUUCAUUCCCACUGCUGCAAUGUUUAGCGUACAUUCGAAGGGAAUAAAUUUUGUAUAUUUUCUCCAUGAAUAGCUUGAGUAGAACCUUUUAGAGUAAGUUGUAUUUUGUGUCAUUUCAUGUGAUGCUGGUUGGUUAUUUGGCGGCUCAGGUCAGCGUAGUGAAUAAGAACACAAACAGUGCUUGUUGCAUCAAUACUUCUUUGCAGACUAUUUGGCUCAUACUUGUAAACUGCGCUCAUUCCUGUCUCCCUCCUUCUUUCCUGCUGGUUGCGCAGCAAGUCGAGUUUACAGGUGCUUCUUGCAUGUUGAAGUACCGUAAAAUUCCUAGCAAGCGCCCCAUCCAAUGUGACUGCUAAUGCCAAGUUGCUGCGCCGUUCCUUAGAAGUCCCCCCCCCCCCUCUCUCUCUCUCCGAAUACUGAUACCCACCGCGUUGAGGGAAGAGUGCCCCGCUUGAAUCCAAUUCAAUCCUGCUUAGAAGCCCGAUUUUUAAACGCCUGCGCCUUAAAUUUUGUAGUCAAAAUGGGAUGUUCUUUUGUUUCCUGCAUAAAGAUCACACCCUAAAGCUUAAUAUAAUAAUAUCUGGGGUUUAACGUCGUAGUGGAGGGCUCCGGAAAUUUCGACCGCCUGGGGUUCUUUAACGUGCACCUAAAUCUAAGCACACGGGCCUCAAACAUUUUCGCCUGCAUCGAAAAUGCAGCCGCCGCGGCCGGGAUUCGAUCCCGCGACCUUCGGGUCAGCAGUCGAGCGCCAUAACCACUAGACCACCGUGGCGGCCCCUAAAGCUUGGCGCACGAUGUUCAUGACGAUUGCCAGUUUCCCACGAGCAAAAGCGUGGCCUUUGAGGUCUGUAUUCGCAAUUCCAACAUGAUGUCCGUGACGCACGUUGUUAGCAAAAGUAAGGCCUUCGAUAUCUGUUUGUUGCCCAGAGCUCUUCCGUUUGCAUGAGAGCGUCAUCGGAGAAGCUUCCAUGGCAUGCUUCCCGCAGUCUGAUUGCAUUGCCUUUGUGUUUCCUGUGUUUGCGAGUCGUCGUGAUGAGUCGCGCCAUGAACGAGAGCCACAAGACUUCUGAGGAAAUCCAUAUGUUUUGUCCCUGCUAUUUCGAAUUUCGGUGCCAUUCCGGAAAGUUCCCGCCACUCUGCCGGUAAUUUCGAUUUGCUAAGGAGAGGGGUGGGGGUGAGGGGAGAUGGGGCCGCUUGCUCAGAAUUUUACGAUAUGCGAGGAACAGAAAGAUUGCGUAAGUGUGGUAGGUUGUAUCUUGCAAGUGUUGCGUUUUGUGCUUCAUGUGGCCUUCAUCAGAUUGCGGGUUACUGCUUUAUCUAAGUAAACGUGGCUCACGUGGCAGUAAAUCCUUUUUGUCCUGGCAAUUUCCGAGCUACAGGGCAUGUUAAUUGAGGGUGAAACCACGGAGCUGCGUUGGCUUGCCUUCAGUGGACAUGACGUUUCUUGAACAACAUGAGUGGACGUGUGUUUGCUUUCAAUGUGUCCGCUAUUGCCAUUUGUUUAGCUACAUACAUCAGCAUCCAUUCCGUCACAUUGUCACUAUAUAUUGUAGAAUAUUUGUUGGGCAUCUUAAUGGCCUCAUUUUAAGGGGAAUUAUAACUAGGCUUCUACUUUUUUCAUUGUUUAUUUCAAAAUAAAGUUCAGUCAUAUUUUGC
Rhipicephalus sanguineus (brown dog tick) is the source of this 2757-nucleotide messenger RNA. It is a transcript of the gene Pex19, whose product is annotated as peroxisomal biogenesis factor 19. The transcript has 8 exons. Bases 118 to 948 code for a protein of 276 amino acids. Gene Ontology annotation, cellular component: peroxisomal membrane; peroxisome. Gene Ontology annotation, biological process: protein import into peroxisome membrane. Lineage: Eukaryota; Metazoa; Arthropoda; Arachnida; Ixodida; Ixodidae. The record is from RefSeq and is a predicted model, not a curated record.